AUGCAGUUCAAAAGCAUUGGUGGCAACUGGUACACCCUCAUCAUCCGAGAUGAUUGCACCCGCUGGACACGUGUUUUCUUUCUGAAGCACAAGUCUGACGCCGCUGCCGCUUUCGAGCCAUAUCUGGCGGACUACAGAGCAGAAACCGUCCCGUGUGAGGUGUUUGUCGCACGUACUGACGGCGGCGGAGAAUUCCAGGGCCAGUUUGCGGAGGUCUGCCGUAGAUACGGCAUCAAGCAAGAAUUCACGCCCCCCAACACCCCCAAGUACAACGGUGUAGCGGAACGAGCGUUGGGGUUGCUUGCUGAUUCUGCGCUUGCCUCCCGCAUCCAAGCGAAAGAGAUGUUCCCCGACGCACCAGUCAGCCCCGGCUUGUGGGCCGAGGCCAUUUCUUGUGCGUGCCACCAGAUGAACUGCACCGCCACUACCGGCAACCCUGGACACAAAUCACCGUACGAGCUGUUCCACGCGAUCGGAUGCCUGAUGUGGUUGCUGUUCACGAGGCCGGACAUCGCGCUGCCUUUGAACAAGCUGCAGAAGAUCGCCCACUCACCCACCGAGAGGAUGUGGAACGCGCUUGUGCGGAUCAUGUCCUACCUCAACGAGACGAAGGACCUCGGGAUCACCUACGUCCGCGGAUCAGGGCUAGACCUAGACGUGUUCGUCGAUUCUAGUUACGCCGACAGCACCGUUGACAGGCGUUCGACGACGGGGCUAGCCGUGACUGUAGGUGGGACCGUAGUGUGCGCAUCCACGAAGACACAGCCAGUGACGGCUCAGUCGACCACGGAGGCAGAGUAUAUUGCAGCCGGGGAGGGCCUGAAGGAAGCGUUGCGCGGUUGA
Molecule: messenger RNA, 843 nt
Organism: Ectocarpus sp. CCAP 1310/34
Lineage: Eukaryota; Phaeophyceae; Ectocarpales; Ectocarpaceae
Source: the annotation of a GenBank genome assembly